Molecule: messenger RNA, 678 nt
Organism: Arachis stenosperma
Lineage: Eukaryota; Viridiplantae; Streptophyta; Magnoliopsida; Fabales; Fabaceae
Exons: 1
Coding region: 1-678 (225 amino acids)
Source: RefSeq, a predicted model, not a curated record
AUGAGGGAGAAUGGAAGAAGAAGAACAUACGCAGACCUUGUCAUCCACAGUAGCUUGGAGCCACAACCAGUAGAAUCGGAGGACUCUAAUGAGGAUAAGGGUAUGUCUGAAGACUUUUUAGAAAGUGACUUUGGGACAGACAUGGGAGAACUGGAGAUGAGUCAAGCUCAAAGGGAAGCCAUACGCCAGAAGAAGAAGGAGGAACAUAGUAACCCAUCUAUCUCAGUCAAAAUGCUUCAAGAUGGCACCUUCAGCAUCCAUGUCAACAAAACUGAGAAGAAAAUAUUGGAGAAGCCUUGGAAGCAGGCGCUCAUUAUCAAGCUUCUAGGGAGAAGGAUUAGUUAUAGAGUCCUCAAAAGGAAAUUGGAUACCAUGUGGGCCAAAAUAGGAGGUAUGGUCUUAAUAGACCUUGGAAAUGAAUACUUUGUUGCCAGGCUGUACAAUGAAGAUGACUAUUGGCAUGUCAUAGAGGGAAGGUCGUGGCUCCUUUUCGACCACUACCUCACUAUCCGGCAAUGGACACUAGAUUUCUAUCCCUUUGGAGUGGCCAUCAAUAAAAUUGCAACAUGGGUAUGCCUCCCAGAUAUCCCUAUUAAAUACUAUAAUAAGCGGUUCCUAGGUACAGUUGGGGAUCAAAUUGAAAAUACAUUGAAAGUGGACAUGUAUACUGCUAGUUAG